Molecule: messenger RNA, 1284 nt
Organism: Chironomus riparius
Lineage: Eukaryota; Metazoa; Arthropoda; Insecta; Diptera; Chironomidae
Source: the annotation of a GenBank genome assembly
CCCAGGUUAAUUUUUUACUUUCGUCAAGUUUGUUUACUACAUAUUAAUUAUUUAAAUUUAAUGUGAUUUACUCAUUGAUUCUUUGAAUAACCAUAUGAUAUGACUAACAAAUUAAAUGGAUUCGAUGCCGACGACCAUAGAUUUAGGAUUCGUGGCUAUCAGCAAAUUUGUUCGAGCGUGACAGGCGCAUUGAUAACGUCUCUGUUUAUGACACCGUUGGAUGUUGUCAAGACACGUCUUCAGGUACAAGAUAAACUUGUUUUAUCAAAUAAAUGUUAUCUGUACUGUAAUGGAUUGAUGGAUCAUUUAUGCCCUUGUACAACAUCCACAAAUAUUCAGAAAUUCAAUGGCACUAUAGAUGCUUUUAUGAAAAUUGGACGAAAUGAAGGAAUUUAUACUUUAUGGAGCGGUUUAACACCAACAUUAAUUCUAGCGUUGCCUACUACAGUUUUAUAUUUUGUAUCUUAUGAACAAUUACGCGUACGCCUUAAAGAUAUUCACAUGACACGAACAAAACAGAAUCCAGACGAAUAUACAAUGCCGUUGUGGAUUCCAUUGAUGGCUGGAAGUACAGCAAGGAUAUUUGCUGUGACUGUUGUAAAUCCAUUGGAACUAAUUCGCACAAAGAUGCAGUCUGAAAAAAUGAGUUAUAGUGAAGUAGGAGCUGCGUUUAGUAAGAUGUUAAAACAACAUGGAGUUCGUGGACUUUUCAAAGGUCUCGUACCAACAAUAAUGCGUGAUACUCCAUUUUCAGCAAUUUAUUGGACAUGUUAUGAAUCUUUCAAGAAAUUCCACAAUACUACACAUCCUGAUCUAGUACAAUCAUUUAUUGGCGGUGCGUUGGCAGGAACAAUGGCUGCAAUUAUCACAUGUCCAUUUGAUGUCAUCAAAACACAUCAACAGAUUGAGUUUGGUGAGAAAUUUCUAUAUACAUCAAAUGGAAUAGCUGGGAAAAGGAAUCAAAUGUCAACGACAAAACAACAAAUUAGAAAUAUCUAUAAUACAUCAGGAUUUCGUGGAUUUUUCGCAGGAAUCAUACCUCGAUUAGCUAAAGUAGCUCCUGCAUGUGCCAUUAUGAUAUCAACUUAUGAAUACGGAAAAACUUUCUUCCAUGCUUACAACGUAAAACGAUUUUACGAAAAUCAUCAAGAUCUAAAUGUAAUUAGUUGAUACUUGAAAGUGUACUAUGUCAUGCAUGCAAAAAUAAUUUGCUGUCUACAAAAAUAUUAUCUUUAGGUUCAAUAAAAUAUUAAUAAAAAAACGUGGUAAAAAAAAUAUGUGAAA